Messenger RNA from Sinocyclocheilus grahami, 5596 nucleotides. Its product is annotated as NACHT and WD repeat domain-containing protein 2-like. Lineage: Eukaryota; Metazoa; Chordata; Actinopteri; Cypriniformes; Cyprinidae. Gene Ontology annotation, molecular function: protein binding. The record is from RefSeq and is a predicted model, not a curated record. The transcript is spliced from 8 exons. Bases 232 to 5331 code for a protein of 1699 amino acids.
UCUGUCACCUCUGUGUUUUCCUCAAGCACUGCGGACAGAAAACGCUGUGCGCGGUGCUUUAUGAGACACGGCACGAGGAGGAUGCGGACCGCCGGGGUUUAGCCAGCGACCGUCACUCUCCUGGUCCCCCGGGAGUGAUUUUCGGUCAAAGAUAUUUAAUGGGCGUUUGUAUCGCCGUCUCCGCUGAUUUCCGUGGAUACUUGCUCGGAUAUUGUGUGAUACGGCUUCAGGAUGAAGAGGAUGAACCCGUGUUGGAAAUCGCCACCCAUGUGGCCGUCCGGAGCAAGCAGCAGGCAGCCCUGUCCCCGUGAAUCUGCUCUGCGCAGAGCAGCCAUCAGUGGCAACGUCCUUGCGCUCCCACCGUUCCAUGUCCCAACGGGCAGGAGUGUCCGGGUCUUCAUCUGUGCCAACCCUGACGAUACAGAAGCAGAAAGAAAUGCUCUGAAAGAACAUGUCUAUCCCAAACUACGAGACUUCUGCAGGGAGAACUAUGGCAUUGAAUUCCAGGUGGUGGACCUGUACUGGGGCAUUGAUCCAGAGGAGUGGGACAGUCCGGAGCUGCAGAGACUACGGAUGAAAUUACUGGAAGAAUGUCUGAAAACGUCAGCCGGUCCAUGCUUUGUUGGACUCAUUGGAGAGAAGUACGGUAGCAUGCGGGUCCCAGGGGAGGUGGAGUCGGCUGAGUUUGAGAUGAUUUUGGAUGCGGCGGUGGAGGCGGGACUAGACACACGGAUCUUGGAGGAGUGGUAUUGUCGGGAUGAGAACUCGGUCCCGCCUGCCUACUACCUAAAACCAAAAGCUGAGAUACUGAAGAACUACCAGAACUCUAGCAUCACAUUAGAGGAUGAACUGGAUUUCGCACUGGGCAAGCAAACCCCAGCUUUCCUCAAGAAAUGUGUAUGUUACAUCCGGAAGAUAUCCAACUUUGACCGUUUCGCUAAACUCCCUGAGAUGGCACGCUACAUGGACAUCGUGAUGAGCACCGACCAUGUCAUGAGAAACCAAGAAGCCUAUGAGCGUCUUCUGAAAGUCAGAGAUGAGUUCAUUCCAAUGGUGGUGGCAGCAUCCAAUCUUCGAGUCUACUCGUCGGUCACUCACUGUGACAUGAAACUUGGCUACUCACAGGAAGUAGAGAGCCACUACGUCGAAGGUCUGUGUAAACAGUUUUAUGAAGACAUGGUGGAUAUCAUCCAGGCCACGGUCCAACAGAACUUUGACACAGAGACAGAUCCACUGUAUGAUGAAAUCAUACAGCAUCUGUCGUUGUGCAAGACUUUUUCAUCUUUUUAUGUGUACAAGAGUGAAGCCUUGGACAUAGUCCAGGAGUACCUGUACCCCUCCAAAGGUGGUCGAAUAACCCCCCUAGUGGUGUAUGGAGGACCCUGCACUGGAAAGACAUUGUUACUUGCUGAAGUGGCAAAACAGGCUUAUUCAUGGCUACAGAAAGAGAUGGGACCAGAAACAGACCCGGUGGUCAUUGUCAGAUUCAUCGGCUCCACAGACUUCUCUACUGACCUCCGCACCCUGCUACAGAGUAUCUGUGAGCAGAUUGCCAUCAACUAUCGGUGCCUGAUCCACUUCUUACCUAACAAGAUCCAGGAGAUGAGGGAAUUGCUAGUGAAUUUGCUUGGGGAGUCAUCAUUCCACCGACCUCUUGUCAUCAUUCUGGAUGCCUUGGAGCAGUUGGCAGAUGUUGACGAGGCCCGAAAGCUGUGGUGGCUGCCUGUCCACCUGCCACGUACAGUCCGAAUUGUAGUGUCCACCCUACCCAACAAGUAUGGGAUACUCCAGAAAUUACGUUGCCUGAUACAUGAUGAGGAUGCCUAUGUUGAACUGAUGCAAAGAGAUCGCAAAGCUUGCAGUCAGACGCUUAAACAGCAGCUUCUAGGUGUCAAAAGGAAGGUGACCUCAGGCCAACAGAUAUAUGUGAAUGAGGCAAUGGCAAAAUGUACACUCCCCAUGUUUGUCAACCUCAUCUACCGAGAGGUAGUUCACUGGCGGUCGCACAAAGAUGUGGAUGACAAAUCAUUGUGUUCUACAGUGCACGAAAGCAUUGAGCAGCUUUUCUACUCUACUGAAAACAAGCUUGGCUCACGCUUUGUCUUUCGGGCACUGGGCUACAUCACAAUGGCACGGGCAGGCCUGACAGAGCUGGAGCUUGAGGAUAUCUUAUCUUUGGACAACAGUGUCCUUGGGGACAUCAUGGUGAGCUCUAAUCUUAAAAGCCCAUUGCGUAUUUCUUAUGAUUUCAUAGCCAGGCUAAAAGAAGAACUAGAAGGUUAUUUAGUGGAGCGUCAAGUACAUAAUGUAACACUAAUGGUUUGGGCAAAUCGCCACCUGCAUCUUAUAGCACAGAAGCUAUACCUUAGUAAUGAAGAAGAUGUACAUCAAAUGCAUAGCCUUUUGGCUGAGUACUUCCUUGGAGCAUGGGCAGGUGGUAGAAAGAAGAUAUUCCAUUGCGACAAUAAUCACUUCGCUUCACUGAAUAUCUCACACCAUCAAAACCCUCAUCACCAGCAGAGCCUUCAUGGCCAUGACAAAGCUUCUGCUGACAAGCACUCUUAUGACAGACAGACACCCGAACAACCCUGGGUGUUCCAGUGUAACUUGCUAGAGCCGGACAUCUUCUUUGUCAACCAUCGAAAGAUGAUGGAGCUCACAUACCACCUGACAAGGAGUGGCCGGACAGAUGAUCUCAUGUAUGGUGUCAUCAUGAACUUUAGCUGGCUCUACACUAUGAUAAAGAUAGGGCAGUUUGACAAGGCCCUGUCAGACAUUGACCUAGCUUACAGCUACACUCAAGAAAAGGAGCUAAAGUUUCUUGCAACUACGCUCCGCAGUAUAAAGCUUAAAGUAACAAAGAAUCCUGCAUCUCUGUCUGCUGAACUACAGCAAAGGCUCCUUCCAGUUGUCACAUCUCUUCCCAAGCUCAGACACCUCAUUCUUGAAUGUGACAAGGAUGGUCCUAAAUACUGCUCCAUUGUGCCACUGCACUCUUCCAUGGAUGUCACCUACAGUCCAGAGAGAUUACCACUCUGUUCUAGCUACAUGCAAAUAGUCGAGAUUCUACCUACAUUAGCUCCAAACAUAGUCAUUGUGGCCCUCGAAGAUGGAUCCGUCAGCACAUGGGAUGUUGAGAGUAGACAGUUGAUAAGACAGAUAGACACAGCGAAGUCGGUUGUUCUUGGCAUCAGGCUAACCACAGAUGAGAAGUAUCUGGUAGUGGCCACCACAAAAAACACACUGCUCAUUUACGACAACCACAAAUCCUGCUUGUUGUCAGAGGUGGAGGUGAAAGGGUCCAAGCACUGUGGCAUCACUGGUGGGGUAGCGUUCAUCAAUGGAUUCAACUUGUCCAGCCACCAUGCCUUAGCUUGGCUGGAAGCAAGCAAAGACGUCAAUGUGAUUGAUUUGCUCUAUGGUUGGCCGUUGUAUCAGUUCCAUUGCUGGUAUGAGGUAACCUGUGUCCAGUGUUCCCCAGAUGGAAUGUAUGCUUUCUGCGGACAGUAUCUCAACACAACCACCAUAUUCCACCUUGGUAGUGGGGACAAGCUUGCUACAAUGACUUCUGAAUUCUCUGGUGGAUUUGUUAAGUCCAUCCUGAUUCUAGACACAAUCCAUCAAAUGGUGAUGAUAGACAAUGAGGGCAGUCUCUCCGUGUGGAACACCAAAGAUAUCACAAAUCCCAAGCUGAUGGAGGAUUAUGACUGCAGAGGAGAUGAGAGCGAAGUGGUGGGCAUAGAGCUCUCUGAGGAUCAACGAUCCAUCCUCAUCUGCAAAGCAAGAAGCAUUGAGGUGCUGGACACCAAGAUUUGGAAGAUGGCAGAGAAGUUCAAGGCCAAGCGUAGUGAAAAGUUUGUGGCGGCCGUUCUCUCCAAGAAUAGCCAAAGCAUAAUAGCUUCCAUGGAGAACACAUCAUCCAUAUUUGUGUGGAGGAGAGACAGUGGACAGUGCAUGGCCAGCUUGAUAGAGAUAUCUGGAGCCAUUGUAAAAUUUAUCAAAUCAACACACCAUAACUUGCUGCUGUCUGUAGCCAGCAGUGGCGUACUUUCCGUGUGGGAUAUUGACAUUAUAACAGCCAUGUCGAACAUUGAUAAAACUGGUAAACCUAUUCAAAGUCUGCAGCUCUCUGGCAGAGAGGAUUUUGUGUACACCAUGGAUGGGUCAGAGGUCAUCCAUAAGUGGAACUACAGCACAGGUUUCAUUGAGAUGGUGUUCAAGCAUGAAGGCCUUGUUGAAAACUGCGUCUUGACAACAUCGGGUGACUUAAUGGUGACAUCUGAUGAUAAAAGUAGUCAGUACAUCUGGCAUACAACCACAGGUGAGAAUAUAUUCCGUAUCAAUGGUCAGAAGAUCUCACAGCUUCUCGUCACACACAAUGACCAGUUUGUAGUAUCCCUUUGCGAGCAGAAUGCCUCCCGCGUUUGGAGGCUUGCGACUGGUCACAAGGUGUGCAACAUUCUAGUAACACUCCAGCAUGCCCUCAUUACCACAGCAAACACAUUCCUUGUGGGAACCAACAAGAAUAAGCUGUUGGCUGUUAGCUUGUGGUCAGGCAGUGUAUCCAAAAAGUUUAUAUGUGACGACGGGAUCACAAUUGUUAACUUCAAGUUAGUUCCUGACAGUCCAGAUUAUGUCAUCUUCAUCACCUCCACAGAAACAGUUUUCAUCUGGAGUGUUGCCGACGAAUCGGUGUGUAGGCGGGUGCAGCUGCCUAGCAACUUUUUGAAGAACCUGGAGGAUUUCCAAAUAUCACCAAAUGGGAAAUUGGGCAUUGUGUCGAAAGGUGAUGAGAACAUUAAUGUCCUAGACCUGCACAGUGGUAAACUGCGUCUGGUACAUGCUGCUGGCAUAAUCUGGCGGCAAAAGCUCUCACGAGAUGGACGCUACUUAGUGUACAUCUGUUUCCAGAAUUGCGAUGAAGAUGAUGAUGCAGGUGUGGUUUCAAGUCUGAUUGUCAUGAGAUUGGCAGAUGGUAAGAGCAUCGGGACCUGUUCCCUCUAUAAAACGCCAACCUAUCUGUGCCUAUCACAGCGAGCACUUAACAUCAUUGUGGGAUUUGAGGAUGGCAGCAUUGGCACCUACACAGUCGUAGACCGUGUGGAUGCGGCUCUGAAAAUCAAGAUCGCCACCUCAAACAGUCGCCAAAUAGUUAACAAUGCCUCACAGAAAGUACGACCUAGGUGUAGCACCAAUGCCUUCAAGACCAUUGCUGACUGUAUGUGGAGAGAAUCCACCGAGGUCUUCUCUCGGGACAGUCCUAUCAACGUCUCUGACAGUGGAGAGCCAGAGUCAACAACACCCACAAAGAAAACUGAACUGCUGCAAUGAGAGCGCCCUCUGUAGGACAUUAACAGGCAUGAAGGAACAAGGCCAGGUUUGGAUACAGGUGAUUAUUGUUUACAGCAACUUUGAUUCAGCUGCACAGAUCAGUUCUCUGGAUAACACACAGUAACUGGCCAAUUGCUAUUAAGCUGCACUUAAGCUUCAAUCAGUCACCUUGAUUUCUCUUAUCCAUCAUCAACUUACUGUCAAAUGUGUUCACUGAAUUGAAUAUCACAUUAAGGAACAAAAUUAAUUGCUGUGUGUGGCCAUA